UGAGGAAACAUCAUUUUGAAGCAGCGCUCGUUACAGGAUCGUGGUCCCGAGGACGUUCCGAACCCUGUAGAGUCGGUGAUGUUUCACACCUGGCUACUUAUCUGGCGUAAAAUCGGAUUGUAAGGAAGAAGUAUUUUCUAUUCUGCUUGCUCAUGCACAAAAACACGCCAUGAAAAUCGAAAAUAGAAAGUCAUUCUUAUUCAAGAGCGUUUAGUUUCCGGAAAAGCGCCAUGACGUACCAAAAGGCAAAACAUCUGAUGCAUCUACAUUGAAAAAAGUAUGAGAACGAUUAGAUAGCAUAAGCUUUUGAGCCAUUUAAAGCACGGAUAUUGUAACAUAUCUUACUGCAUUAGGUACUUAGCAUACCAAAUAAAAUCGCUAUCUAAAAUAUACAGUAUUUCGAUUAACUUAACCAAAGAAAAUUCCGAGACAAAUCCUAGAGCUUUUUAGAUAUGCUAGUUAUCCCGAAGUUACCACGACAAUUUGCCGAAGUGCCGAUGUCAUUGCCGAUUAUAGCUCCGGUUUAUCUCCUUGGGUUCAACAAAAAAUGAGUCAAUAUUUACUCGGCUACAUACGAGUGACGUUUGUCUACGUAGAAUGCUGUUCAAUUAAGUCAAACACUAAAAGCAUAUGUAUGCAAAAAUGAUGUCACUAGAUCUACGCCAUAUGCCGAUUUGGCAACAUCUAAAAUUAUCUGUUAUCGCUUGUCUAUAAAUGAAGAAGUCUGCGGUGUGCAAGUCAUAAACAAUCGCGUUCUACUACAAGACGUAACCGUCUCCUCAUAUCUUAGGAAAUGGAAACAGUGAGGAAUCAAUUGAAACAUGAAAACGGAGAGCAAAAGGAGAGAAUAUCAGUCCUUACGCCCCCACUAGUUGAUGAAAGCAAUACACUUUGCAUAAGUUAUGAAAUGGGAAAAUUCAAGUCCCUCGACAUCCAAGAUGAAAACAAAGGCGAAGGUAAAGGGAAAAUAAGAACAUUUACAAAUGCACAGAAUGCUACACAAGUCCAGUCUUCAUCCGGGCCUCAAAAUCAGGCCGAGCGGGGUUUGCUAUCGAAAGAAAACAAGGGUGACGCAGAUACAAAUUCUAUUCAAGUUCAACUCACAUCUGUGGAAUCCGUGGAUCAUGAAGAUUACUUUUUACCGCGGGACAACAAGAAUCGUAGCGCAUCUUUUACACCGCUCUCAACCGUAAAAAAGGACGAAGAGGCGAUCGCUCAAAGACCAAGAAGCCACACUUUAGCAAACGAUAAGGACAUCAGUCUGUACAGGGAACAAAAGGAUAGACUCAUCAAGCAACUCAUGAGGGAAUAUUCAAUUGAAGACCAACACAUGCAGAGUUUAGGAAAAAAAUUCGAGAACGCGCCAAUGGCGGUUUUCGGUACAAACAUUAAAAGCAAAGCCUCAACGAGUACAACGGCAAACAGUUUCAAUAUAUCAGAAAAAAUAAAAGACAACGAUUUUCUGAUAGCUAUGGGUUUUAUAAGUCGAUAAAUAAAAACAAUGUGCUCGCUGCCAACUGUGCGCCAAAACAGAAAUGUAUUUAAAUAUGAAUGACAACUUUUUUACUUGCAGAUUCAAUAGUUUUCACUAAAUGUUAAGAGACGUCUUUUUGACAAAUAAAAGAGUCAUCAAGGAUA
This is a messenger RNA of Nematostella vectensis (starlet sea anemone), 1638 nucleotides long. RefSeq lists its product as uncharacterized. Bases 794 to 1492 code for a protein of 232 amino acids. Lineage: Eukaryota; Metazoa; Cnidaria; Anthozoa; Actiniaria; Edwardsiidae. The record is from RefSeq and is a predicted model, not a curated record. The transcript is spliced from 2 exons.